GUCAAACAUUGUUAAACUGGACAUGAAACGUGAAAAUGUCAGCGCGCAGCGAAAGCGAGAUAGCGGUCUAGCGAGUAGUUUUUUCACCUGUCGGUAGUUACCUUGUACUUCAAUAGAGCGGGGCUGUUCCGGUCAGAGUGUUUUCUUUUAACUUCUCUCCUAGGUCAAUGUGUCUAGCGUAACAGACGUUAUUUAAAAACAGAAAAGAAGAAUCUCUCUCCCUAGCGGAUAUAUUGGCACUCGUCAGUCGGUUUAUUGAUAAACUCGCCUGGAAGGCGGUUUUACCUGUGUCGCAGUGUCACUCUGAGUGUGUGAUGUUGAUGUUUCUGGUUUGACAUCCAGUAACAGUUACAGUGGUUGACCGAUGCAGGUCUCUAGAAAUCUCACGGCCAGACCCGACUGUCAGAAUCAGGUGCACUGCGAAAACACGCCGAUUCCGUUACUGUGUACACCUGUUAUGUACUAAGAUAUACUUCUACAGAUGGCCUGUUUGUUGCAUUUACAUCGUCUGUGACUAUGAUGGCAUCGUCACCGGCAACGGUGGAAUACGACGACUACUGGCGAGAGUUCAAGGACAUCGAGAGUAACAAGGAUUCUGAUGAAGAGGAGGAGGAGCUAUCAAAGACACCUGACGAAGGGGAAGUGGAAUCUGAUUGGUUGAAAGCAACAGGAUAUGGAUUUGUGGUGAGCAAACUUCAAGAUGGUAAGGAGCUGAGCGAUGAUGAGCUGGAGGCUCUGACCUCAUCGCUGACCCGACACCAGGCGGAGGCGGUCAAGCGGAGAGUGGACACACUAACCACCACAAUGAGGACAAAGCAGAAACAGAAUAGAGUUCACAUGAAAGAUAUCUUCCCUGAACAGGAUGUCACUGCAAAGGAAUCGGCCAGUUCUUCGCGAGACUCUGACCCACCAUCAUCGCCUGGUUCGGAGACAGACGGACCUCUCUCGUCGGCGCGACGGAGCAGCAGGACAUUUCUGAAACGUGGCGAGUACUCAAUGACGGGAGUCACUCGUGAAGGCCAGUAUAACGUGGAUAAAGGCGUUGAAGCACUGAGUAUUCAGCCCAGGUCAUCUUUCGACAAUAAACGCAGCAAUCGACACUCAACCAAACACCUCCAGCCGAUCGCCGACUCGGAAAUAUCUGUCGACUUUCAUCUCGAAGAAAAGAGUAAUCAGGCAUUCGACACGAAACACGACUCGCUUGGCGUGACACGGAUCGGUGACCUGAGUGAGUCGGACAUGUCACGCAUCCGCUCCCUUGCCCUCAUCGAACUGACGGCACUCUUCGACGCGUACAGCAUCGUCUACUCGCGGCCAAAGAGGAAAAAGAAAAUCAAAGAGCACGGUUUGUUUGGCGUUCCGUUACAAGUGUUAGUGGAGCAUGACCAAAAACGCUGUCCCAAUACGAAGGUCCCGCUUAUAUUUCUGAGUAUUAUUGAACAUUUAGAGAGGGAAGCUUUGUGUAUUGAAGGAAUUCUGCGAAUACCGGGGCAGGUAUCCAGGGUCAAGCAACUACGCCGCGACUUGGAGGAUUAUUUCUACAGCGGCAAUUUCUCUUGGAAGGACGUCUUACCGAUGGAUGCCGCGGCCGUCAUGAAGCAGUUCCUGCGAGAACUUCCUGUCCCGCUGAUGACGUAUAACUAUCUGGAAGCAUUCUCACAAGUUGAAAAUAUCCCGACUACUCUAGAGCAGCUCAAAGCUCUCAAUCUUCUCAUUCUGCUGCUGCCCAUGGAACACCAGGAAACUCUUCGGGUGUUGCUUAGCUUUCUGCGGAACAUCGUGUCUCACAGCAAUGAGAACAAGAUGGGUCUGAACAACGUGGCGAUGAUCAUGGCGCCCAACCUGUUCCUCGGCCCGGCCAGUCUGAGCAAGACGAUGAGCAUCAAGGAACUUGAGCUGAGCAAGGCCGCCGGCACUUCCAACAUCGUCAAGAUGCUCGUCCACUACCAGAACGAACUCUGGACGAUUCCUCCAACUUUCGUGAAGCAAAUUCGACAUCAGAUAACAAUGGAAAUGCACAGAAAGACGAGAGAGAAAACAAGGUUACGCUUUCUCGGUCGAAAGGACAAGUCUGAAGUGUACAGGAAAUCAACUACAGACCUGGAGACUCAAGAUGGUAUGAUCCGCGUCCAGGCUCCGAACCUGACGAAGAGUUCCACGCUGAUUCAGCUCGACGAAUGGAUGACGGCCGGAGACGUGGUCGCCAAGUUCCGCAGAAACACAGGAUCGCAGCACGAAGGCUUCGACAGAAAGAGGAAACUCUACCACAGUGCUUCACUCCCAAGUUAUCCCCAACACCACCAAGGUCAAGAUCAAGGUCAACCUGUCAACCACGUACAGUCAUUCCGUAACCCUGACAACGGCCAGUUUGCAGAUGAUAAUGCUUAUCUCUUUGAAGUUGGGGGAAACAUAGGUGAACGGUGUCUUGAUCCGCAGACCAGGAUGUUAGAUCUUCAUCACGUGAACCCGAACGCCGAGUGGGUUAUCAAAGUUCACAAGAGAUAGACAACGUUCAUACUCCGAUACCAAGUACAAGUUUUGUUAUCACAACGAGAGAGAGAGAGAUAAGAUUCGCAUUCAGAUACACAAACACCGAGUGGGUUAUCUAGAUUAGACAAUGUCCAUGUACCUGUUUUAUGAUCAGAAACACAGAAUGGGUUAAACGAGAGACAGAGUGGGUUAACAAGAAAUAGACUGUUUAUAUUCAGAUACUAUGUACCUGGUUUUAUAGUCACAACAUGGAGAGGGUUAACAAGAGAUGGACACCAUUUAUAUUGAGACACUGUAUGCCUGGGCAGUGUUCAGCCAGACCAAGCAGAAAAAACAUCUGUUAAACUGGUUUAAACGCUUCACGGUAAACCAAAUGAUCAUGUCGGGAACCAAUCAAAUAAGUUGCAAACGUUAGCAAAAUGUUAGCUGGUUGAUCUUGGGUCUGGUUUUAUGAUCGUGGUGGAAUCUGGCCAUCAAAUACAACCAUAGCUCAAGGGAAAAAGCAACAGGAGGAAGUCUAAUGAGGCUUCCAGUUACGGGUGAGAGAGAACGCCCGACAACUUGUCAUCAAAUUAUAUAAUGUUAACUGCCACCCAUCCCAAACAUUCCCAUCCCAAACAUUCCCUUUACAGACAUUCUGUCAUUUUAAGAUGUCAUCAUUAAAUUUCCGCUACAUUCAUUACAACAUAACAUCAUCCCUUUGGUCCAGACAUAGCAACGGGAGUUUGUUCAUUUCUCCAUGAAUAUAAAAAUUACGUCGUCAGGGAACGUCAUAUCUGAUGAUGUCAUUUUAUAUGGGCAAGUUGUCUUAUUGAGCGUUAUUGUUUAUGGACCAAAAAUAAUUCAAAAUAAAGUAUGAUGUUUUAGUGUUAUUACUAGCAAGUAUGAUUCCAAUUUAAUCAUAAGUUUUGUCUGUUAUUUCUUCUACGUUCAUCUGGGUAUGAACCCAAAAAUAUAAUCCACAAACUUAUGUAAGAAUAUCUUCGCCGAUUAUCUUCGUCAAUUUACACAGUUUGCAGUUAAUUGUUAAUAUAACAUUCCUUUCCUUUUUGUUGUGAUAGAUGAUGUAAAUAUGUGAAAGAUAAUGAAAUGCCUGCAAACCAACCACUGGCAAUAUGGUCAGAUGGGUUCCAGUGGAUCGGUUUAUUUGUAGUAACUACUCUUAAGAGUAUCCAGAAGUUAACUGUCGUACCAGCACUGAAACAGUUACAAUGGAUAUACAAAAUGUGGUUGUAAGGGGUAUAAUUAACAGCAAUGCAGUCCUUCGUGUACAGUGUUUUAUAUUGUUGCAAAAUACUGUUAUAUUAAAAGUUUUUCAUUGAUUUCUUAUAUUAAAAUAUUCACCUAUUUAGUGUUGUAAAAAAAAAAAAAAAAAGUAAUAUUUCAAUGCAACAGAAUAUAUGGUGUGAUUGUUGUGUGUAUGUACGUUUGAAAUAGAGGUUUAUUUACAGUGUUAUUGCAAGGUGACUGAUUCCUAAAAGUCUCCAGGUGAAGUGGAUGAGAGUGGAGGGUGGGGUGGGGUAGGGUAGGGGGUGAUCACUUACCUCUCCUAGUGAAGACAGAAACCUUACCUGUGAAUAUCGUGAGAGAAUAGUACUUAAUGUCACAGUCAUAAGGAGAUUGGAAUAUCAAAAACGUGCAAUGUAUGUCAAAAUUAUUGAUGUCAAUUAAGCUAUGUGUAUACAUGUAUAUACAUGUAUAUGCAUAUGUUAAAUAUGUAUACAUACACAUGUACAUAUACAUGUAUAUAUUAAAGGGACAGAUCC
Molecule: messenger RNA, 4256 nt
Organism: Gigantopelta aegis
Lineage: Eukaryota; Metazoa; Mollusca; Gastropoda; Neomphalida; Peltospiridae
Product: rho GTPase-activating protein 18-like
Exons: 18
Coding region: 517-2505 (662 amino acids)
Biological process (GO): regulation of small GTPase mediated signal transduction; signal transduction; regulation of actin filament polymerization
Cellular component (GO): cytoplasm
Molecular function (GO): GTPase activator activity
Source: RefSeq, a predicted model, not a curated record